Molecule: messenger RNA, 807 nt
Organism: Manihot esculenta (cassava)
Lineage: Eukaryota; Viridiplantae; Streptophyta; Magnoliopsida; Malpighiales; Euphorbiaceae
Exons: 3
Coding region: 159-680 (173 amino acids)
Source: RefSeq, a predicted model, not a curated record
UUGUUUGGGUGGCUAUUCAUUCUCGGUUCUCCCUGCCGUAUCCUCUCUUCUGUGGGCGAGAGAGACAGGCGUCUGUUGCUGCUUUGCUUCUUAUUGUCUUCAGGAAAGUAGGAAGAGAAGAGUGAUUAGUGACGAAGAAGGAAGGAAGAAAGAAAGAAAUGGAGAAAGCAUUGACAAAAGUUGGGAGCUUCUGGAUUUCCAAGAAAGCCAAAGAAGAACUCUCCACAAUUUCUCAUGACCUCUCUAAUUUUUCAGAUGCUGUUGAAGAGAAGGCAAAAUGGGUAUUCAACAAGCUGAAAGGUAAGCCACAAAAAUCCUUGGCAGAGGUCCUCCGAGAGUACAACCUUCCCCCUGGACUCUUCCCUCAGAAAGUGAAAUGCUACGAGUUGGAUGAAUCAAAAGGUAAACUAAUAGUUUAUUUGCCCUCUCCCUGCGAGGUGUGUUUCAAGGAUUCAUCCAUCGUACGUUAUGCCAAUCGGGUGAAAGCAACAUUGUCAAGGGGAAAGCUCACUGGAAUAGAAGGAAUGAAGACGAAAGUUAUAGUGUGGGUUAAAGUAAGCAGCAUUAGUGUUGAGAGCUACAAGUCUGAUAAAGUGUGGUUCACUGCUGGGGUGAAGAAAUCCAGGCCUAAAGAUGCAUAUGAAAUGCCUCGUGAAGCCAUUCAAGUUGAGGAAUUUUGACAACUUCUGUACACUUUAUAAUUCUUUGUGGACAGACAUACUUCAAUUACUUGUCAUUGGCUACUUUGGUUUUAAAUCAUAUCUUAAAAAAAAUCUAAUAACACAUUCUUUCAGCGAAGUUCUUAUA